Molecule: messenger RNA, 1770 nt
Organism: Rasamsonia emersonii CBS 393.64
Lineage: Eukaryota; Fungi; Ascomycota; Eurotiomycetes; Eurotiales; Trichocomaceae
Product: Sugar transporter
Exons: 6
Coding region: 1-1770 (589 amino acids)
Biological process (GO): transmembrane transport
Cellular component (GO): membrane
Molecular function (GO): transmembrane transporter activity
Source: RefSeq, a predicted model, not a curated record
AUGCCUUUCUGGACGAACCCAUUUAAGCCCCACGACAAGGAGGAAUUCCUCGGUGUCGUGGUCCCCCUGUCCGAAGCCCGUCGUCACUCCCAGUCGCACCCUGGUGCCAACCAAAACACUGCUGCCAAUGAUGAUAAGAAACUGGACAGAGUCGGCUCCGAAGAGAAUGGCGCGGCAUCCAACCCUGAGUACAGUGAGAUGACCAUUGAGACUAUCCGCGCCGAGGUCGAGAGAGAAGUUGCCGCUUCCGGUCACGACACAGCCUAUGAUCGGAAAGCCAAGGUCAUUAACCUAGCUAUCCAAGAUAUCGGCAUGGGCCGCUAUCAAUGGGAGCUCUUUAUUCUCUGCGGAUUCGGCUGGCUGGCAGACAAAGCUAUUGAUCUGACUCGUCACGUGCAGGGAGUUGCCCUAACGUUGCCCCAGCUCUCUCUGGAGUUUGGCGUCUCUGCCUUGCACGUACGUUUCACAACCUGUGCGCUUUUCCUCGGUCUGUGCAUUGGCGCCUGCUUCUGGGGAGUGGCGUCCGACUUGAUCGGUCGUCGUUUGGCUUUCAACAUGACGCUCUUCAUCUGCGGUGUCUUCGGAACGGCUGUGGGUGGUAGCCCAACCUGGAUUGGCGUAUGUGGCAUGUUCGCUGCCAUGGGCCUUGGUGUCGGUGGUAACCUCCCGGUUGAUGGAGCACUCUUCCUGGAGUUCCUCCCGUUCGCGUCCGGAAACCUCCUGACAAUGCUCAGCGUGUGGUGGCCAGUGGGCCAACUUAUCGGCAGUCUCUUCGCAUGGGCUUACAUCCCCAACUUCACCUGCGACUCCAACUUGCCGUCCUGCCUCGACGUCGCGUCGGGCGUUCCCUGCUGCCGCAAGCAAGACAACAUGGGCUGGCGCUACCUCACCUUCACCCUGGGCGCACUCACCCUGGUGAUGUUCAGCUGCCGGUUCUUCCUGUUCCACCUGUACGAGUCUCCCAAGUACCUGCUCUCGCGGGGUCGCCAGGAAGAUGCCGUUCGGACGGUGCAUGCCAUUGCGUUCAAGAACAGGACCAAAACCUGGCUCACGGUCGACAUCCUCAAUGAGAUCGGCGGCCGUCCUGACGAAAUCCCCGAGCAAAAGCUGAGCAAUGUGGAAAUCAUCAAGAGAGCGUUGUCGAAAUUCUCCGGUCAGCGAAUUGGACCGCUUUUCGGUACCAAGAGACUUGGAUUCACCACGGUCCUUCUCUGGUUCUGUUGGGCGACCAUUGGCAUGGGUUACCCUCUCUUCAACGCCUUCCUGCCGCAGUACCUCGCCCACGCGGGUGCUUCCGGUGGCGCGACGCCGGUGAACAUCACGUACCGCAACUACGCGAUCACGUCGAUUGUGGGAGUUCCAGGGUCGAUCAUCGCGUGCUACACGGUGGACAUGAAGUACAUCGGACGCAAGGGCACGAUGGCGCUCUCGACACUGAUCUCGGGCAUCAUCCUGUUCUGCUUCACGAUAUCGACGGACCCCAACGCGCAGCUGGUGUGUUCGUCGCUCGAGGCCUUCUUCCAGAACAUCAUGUACGGCGUGCUCUACGCGUACACGCCCGAGGUGUUCCCCGCGCCCAACCGCGGCACCGGCACCGGCAUCGCCUCCUUCUUCAACCGCAUCUGCGGCCUGAUGGCCCCCAUCGUCGCCAUCUACGGCAGCAACGCCAACCCCAACGCGCCCGUCUACGCUGCCGGCGGUCUCUUCCUCGCCGCGUUUGUCGCCAUGGUUCUGCUGCCGAUCGAGACUCGUGGGAAGCAGACUCUGUAA